AUGGCAAGGGCGGGUGCUGACUGGCCAAAGGAACGCCAACCCAGCCGAUGCCAGACAGCUUCUGGGGUGGAGCAGUUGAGGGUCAAAGUGCGGGUUCCGGAGUUGCUGCUCCCCUCCCUCGGAGCUGCGAACGAUCGCACCCGUGUGCUGAACAACGGGAAGCCGCUACAGAGUCGCAACCCUGCGAUCAUCAUGAUGGGAAGUGCGUCUGAGCCGUCCCUGGCCACCAAGAGCUCCAGUAGCCUGCCGAGGUUGCGGCUGCCCCCAGGCACGCUGAACAUCGUGUCCCAAGUGGCUAUCCAAUACGAUGUGGAUCCUUUGAAGGAUUCCCGGCCGGCGCCGGUUCGCUACGAGCUGCCGCCGGAGGCCUCCCCCAGGCAGCUGGUCCGCAAGCCGGGGGACCCGCCUUUGGAGAAGCUGCCUUUGCCCAGCGGUUCCUUGGGGGAGCUGACGACCUCGCUGAGCCCACUGCAUCGCCCGAGCCCGCAGCUGAAGCGGUCCAUGCACCUCAUGGAGGGCUUGUUCACGCUGCGGCACAUGAACAACAAGGAGCCGAAGGAUACGGGGCGCGGGUCUCCUACCAUAUCUCCGAGGUCGGAGGAGCCAUUGCAGGAGGAGCCACAGGUGCCGAAAAGGCCCAAGACGGGGGACGGGAAGAACACCGAGGAUGACGAUCCAAUGCUGCUUGCAGCACUCAAGGAUCUGGAGGACACCUCGGAAUCGCUGGAGGCCAAAAUCCAGGGCAUCAAGGAGGCGAAGCUCAUGGUGAAGCGCUGCAAGGGCACGCGCCAUCCCACCAGCAUCAUGUCCGACCGGACGAUGAUGGUGAUGGUCCGCAAGGCCUUGCUCCUCAAGCAGGUUGAGGAGCAGAUGGCCAUCUUCAAGGCCGCCCAAGCCAACUGCGAGCAGACCCUGCGGGAGAUGGUGGACCGUGGCCGGCCACCGCCCGAGGAGUUGCAGGGCACUUUGCGCUUCAUCCAGAAGUUCGUCCAUCGGGGGGCCCAUGGAAAGACUGGCAACUUCGAGAGCUUCGUCGCCAGCUUCAAGCUCCCUGCCAAGCACCAGCUGCUGGAAACCUUCCGUGCGGAGGCGACGGCGGCAGGGGCCUGGUGGGCUGAGAAGAGCUAUGAAGAAGCGCAAGCAGGUGCCGGGUGCUGGGAGAUCAAACACCUCAUGGACCUCGCGGUGCAAGUGGGGGCCGACGAUGACGACCCCAUGCUGUGGAGGGCCAGGGAUGUUUUGAUGUCGCGCCUGGUUGAGAGGAUCACCACUUUGACCAAGGACUGCCUGCAGAAGGACGAGCUGGCAGAGCAGCGCGGCAAGGAGCGCGGCACUGUGCCAGCGCUGGGAAUGGCCUCCACCAACGCCGACCGCAUCGAGAAGGAGAUCUUCGAGGCGACGCGGCUUGGCAUGGACAAGACGCAAGAUUGCAUUGUGGAGGCAGAAGCUGCUGUCAAGCUCUUGCGGCAGAAAGACGGGGAGCGGAAGCGGCUACACAACCGCAACAAGCGCAUGCAGGAGGCACAGUGA
Messenger RNA from Effrenium voratum, 1530 nucleotides. NCBI's taxonomy places the organism in Eukaryota, Dinophyceae, Suessiales, Symbiodiniaceae. The record is from the annotation of a GenBank genome assembly.